AUGGCUCCUUCCUCGGGAGGCGCUGUGGGUGCUGAGCGGAAAAGGAUGAUGGAUUUGGCGGCCAUGGAGGCCGCGACGUCGAGUACUCAGCUGACCCUACCUGUCAGCUACAGAAAGUUCAGGGGAGUUGCGCCGCGCAACUAUGUUCUCAAAGCUAUGCUUGAGGGUGAGCAUGCUUCUAUCGAAGACUUCCUGGAAAGGCUCAAUGAGGAUGCAAGUGCAGUUGUGGGAUCGGCUGUGCUUGUGGAUGAGCUCUUUCGUGUACGUGAAGCCCUCGUUCUUCUCUGGACCGAGCAGCUGACAAAGCGGUGUGAUGGCGACCCACCUUGGGUGGAGCGCCUCCAGGCGAUGGGACAUUUCCCAAGCACUACCCUGUGGUUUGCUGACGGGGACUUUGGCCUUGCUCCGGCGGAGGCCUAUCGCGAUGCAAGUGUCCAGCAGCAGCGGGGCAGCCGGGAGCAAGUGGCAGCAGCGCUGCCGCCUUCUAGUGGGCGACCUGGUGCUGGGGCGGACGCUGAGCUGGUGACGCGGCCGGCUGCUGGCGAGAUUGAGGAGGAUGCGGGGCUGGCUGGGCCUCCCGAAGUGGAGGCGACCCACCAUGGCGACGCUGCUCUUCCUUUGCAGCCGGCGGCCAGAUGUAGUAGCGUAAGGGCCCCGACCCGAGAACCGCGAAAAAUCAAAGAAGAUCCGUGGAAGGACAAAGAGCCGCCUAGCCCGGCCUCUCCCUGCCUCCUUGGUAACAUGUUUUCUAAGACCGGCCGUUCGGGGCCCCCUCUGAGAGUAGCUCUCCUUGCCGCCAUGGCCUCGUGUCAGUCCCCUGCCUCUUGUGAACCGGCAGGUGUGGACUUCCUCGGGGGCCCCCUGGGCGCCACGGCCCAAGGUGGCAGUGCGAUCGAGCAGAGCUGUGGAACGGAUUUUCUUGGCGGCCCCAUCUGGACGGUGCCGCAAGCGCAUGCAUAUCCUAGUGCCAGUGUGGAUCAUGUGCAGCCUGUGCAGCAAUCCCUUCCGUGCCUUCCGGUGUGUGCGCAAUUUGGGCUUCCUGCUCUCCAGCGCUGCUUUGCAUUCCUGCAAGGUGUCCGUGUGGGUGAGGCAAAGCACCCGGGUCCGCGAGGCCCACCAGCAGUGAUUACCUGGAACUGGCAUUUGGGGUUUAGGUUCGGCGAAGCUUCGCACCCGGGCCCUGCUGAGCCUACGAGCCGAGGUGAUGGAUGCCAUCCCCCUUUCCCCUCUUGGGUUCUAGGUCCUCCGCGACGCCAGCAGCCGGCCCCGGUGCCGCUAGGCCCCCUAGGGUUUGAGUGUGCACCUAGGUGUUGCGUGACAGGCCGCCGGGCACCUGCAGGCGAGCCGAUGCUUUCUGUGUGCCAUGACUGGAAGAGGGGAUGCCGCCUGGGCGAGGCCUCUCACCCUGGGCCUGGCUUCAACCUUGACCUUGGCAACCUUGGGGAUAGCCUUGGCGAUAGCAUCAUGAAGUCGAUCAAGGAGCAGAUCCAGAAGGCAGUUGACGAGGCAGUAAAGCAGGCCCUGGCGUCGCUCAAUCUCGGCCGGGGCUUGGCUGCUGCCCGGCCGUCCGGCGAUCCAGACCGUGCAGGUGGCCGCCAGAGCGCAGCCAAAGGCAAGGGCAAGUCUGAAGACAAGUCCGGCCCAGCCAAGGUGGCCCAGUGCGGUGGCCCAGGCGACUCAGGUCAACGCCGGGGCAAGGGCAAGGGCGGCUGUGGUGAGGCAGGCGGGCAGGAAGCCGGUGAUGGCUGGCAGAUCGUCCCGCGCAAGGCUCCGGAAGGCGCCUUCAAGCUUCGAAAAUCUGAUUGGGACGCUCCGGUCGUUGAGUACGCUGCCCUAGCUGAGUUCAUUGACAAGGCUGAUGCCAGCAAGGUCCUCGAACUUGUAGUCUUUGUUUCGGCCGACCAGGUCACGCUUGCUACGAACAUUCUGCAAGGGAGCGGGCUGAGCUUCAAGGCCCUGCUUGUUUUCCUAUCCAAGGAUGAGGAGGCCCAGCGCAUCCCGGGCACCAUUGGGGAUCGCCUGGUCUUCAGGACUGCUAAGGUCCAGAAGCUCACGUCUGCAGGUGCCAGUGGCCAUGCUCCGCAGCCCACCGGCCUGAGCCAAACGUCCAUCAAGAUCAAACCCACUGAAAGUGCAGUCGUCUACUUUAAAGUGCCAAAGCAGUUCGCCUCAGCCGACACUUGGAAGGCUUUCGGGGGCAACGCCUCCAAGGCCGCUGUAGACUGGGUCGCGGCCCAAAGGAUCAAGGUGCUCGACACUUUUGCCUGGGUCCUGGAAAAGCAGCGAAACGACACUCAUGAGCAGUACUUUGGCAUUGUUCGCAUUCCGAAGGCAGAUAUUGAGGGCAUCCUGGCCCACUCUGGCAAGGACGGUGUCUUCGUGGAUGCCGCUCGCACCUCAGGGCCCGGGGCGAAGCUCCAAUGGAUCGAGAAGCUUCCCGGCGAGAAGGUGGACGCCUACUUUGAACGUGCCCUGCGCCAGGCUUCCAGCCUGGGCUUGGUCGUCAAUGGGGGGCGAUUGGCGUGGCGAAGUGCCAUGGCGGCUGGAGAAGCAACGGUGCGCAUCUGGCACAUCGAUGGUGUGCCCCACGAGUGGGAUGCGGAUGCCGUCGGCCAGCUCUUGGCCACACGCUUCACUGAGUACACCAUCCUGUCGCAUCGGCGCACCCGCCUCGGGUCCUGCUUUCGCUUCCGCGGGCAACCUGGAACCGCAGACACGGACCUGGUGCCGUUCAUCGUCGAGCAUCAGGAGAAGCCCUUGUCCUUGUGGGCAACGCUGGCACCUUUCCGUGUCGUCUCCAAGAAGCAGAAGCCUCUCGCCUCGAAGGCCGUCCCGGUCGUUGCUCUCGAGCAGCCUGUCGUUGCCACCAUCGUCAAACCUCCCACGGGGGAGCUGGCUACGGGCGAGGACGGCAAGGAAGUGCCCCAGCAGAAACGUGUCAAGCAGGAGGUGCGCACCAAGCCAGGUGACCUCCAGCUCAAGGCAUGCCCUCGUGACGGAGCCUGCGUGCUGCACGCAAUAAGCCUCGGCCUUCAAUGGCUUGGUGACUCUCGGCCCAAUCACCCGCGCAUGCUCCGUGCGCAAAUGGUCGAACACAUGCGCCGGCAUGUCACCCAGUACGAGAAGGAAUGGGACGGCAAAGGGCCGGACAGUGAGCCGGUCAAGGACCGGGACUUCUCGGCCUACCUCACUCUUAUGGAGAAGGAGGGGGCGUACUGCUCGGAUGUCGAGCUGAGGGCCCUGGGCCGUGUGCUGGACAUCAAAAUCGAUAACCACGUAGAUCUCAUGCUCCCGCCUGAGGGUCACAAGAAGUAUCCAAGUGAGUAUGCCCAGAUCACAGCUGGCUCGCCCGGCAUCCGUCUGGACCACCUCGAUGCCGGCGAGCGCCUCGGGGAGUGCUGCGGGGCGGCCCUCGAUCGAAGCCCAGCCCUCUUUGCAAGGUGCAAGGCAAAGGCAUUGCAUGGUUCCCAGACCAAGCCCAGGGGCGAGCCACAGGCGAGGUCAUCACAGGCCACGGCCCAGGCAAGGCCCUCAGGCACCAAGCGCAAGGCGGUAGAGUGCACUUCGUCCGUCUUCACCUGCACCUCUACUGGCACUAUCGAGGCCUUCGAUGAAUCCGAGUUUGAGCGAGCUCGUGCGCCCCCGAAGCGCUGCCCUUGGCUGGCCCACGCCACGGCACCGGCUGACCUCACCUUUCGGUGCAACUUGUGCCCUUACAAGCGCAAGGCCACGAGCAACCACCAGUACUACCACAUCCGCCACAACCACUACCAGCGUGCCCAUGAAGGGCAGGGCCUGCAGCCGGACAUCGGGCGACCCAAGCUCACGCGGGUCUGCGGCCCAAGGGCUCAGUUCAUCUGGUGUUGCCCUUUCUGCAACAAGGGCAUCACGCACGAGACUCGGAAGGACCUUUCUCGAUUCUCCUACUAUGCCCUGCGCAACCAGCAUUGUGCACAGGCCCACCCCGAGGUCUCCAAGGCUGAGUGGCAGCGUCUUGCGGCACUCCCGCAAACCGGGCCCAAGGAUCGCCAGGUGCAUGCCAAAGGGUGCCGCCAGCGCAACCUCACCAAGGCCGUGUUCGCUCAAGUCAGGACCCCUCGCUUUGGGGACCAGAUGCAGCUCUUCGUGUGGCCUCGAGCCAGGUGUGAGAAACGCAGCACCCGGGUCAAGCAUGUCCUCCUUGAGCAUGGUUGGAAGUGCCUCCGGUGCGGUGAGUGCACCAGGGACCUGGCUGCCGCCAAGCAGCAUAGCGAGGGCGUGGGCCCGGCGUGCCGGAGGCGAUCCCGACUUCUGCUCCCAGGUGCUCCGUGCUGCCGCGGCUGCCAAGCUUGCCAUCUCCAUGCGAAUCCCCUCCUCGCCGUGUUCAUCAAGCUUUUGAGCAUCAAUGCGAACCGCACGGCCAUCCCCAAAGUGGACCUGUGUGCCGACUUCCUCCAGUCGUGUGGGGCUGAGCUCUUGUCUCUCCAGGAGGCUGACAUCAACCCUUUGUCGGCCCAGGGUUUUGGUGAGCGCUGGCGUGCCCACGGCUAUCGGGCUGUUCUCAGCGACAUUGAUGCUGCCGAGGGUGUGCAUAGGGUGGCCUUGGUCGCCUCCCUCCCCAUGCAUCGUGUGAACCUUAAGCUUCCUCCGCAUGUGGCUGCGCGCUGUGCUGCAGGUGCUUUUGAGAUGCAGGCUGCUGGCAGCAAGUGCAUCAUCCUUGUGGUGGCCUUCUACGGCUUCCCUGGUCAGCCCGCUGCCACAGCCCAGGCCUUAGGUGAGGUUAGGCGUGCAGCUGCGACCUUCGGCGGCCCCUACAUCUUGCUCGGCGAUUUCAAUGUGGACCAGUCUGAGCGGCAAGCUGUGGUGCAGCUGUUGUGCGAUGGCGAGCUCCGGUCUCUGGAUGAGGCGGACUGGACCCAAGCCGGCCCAACAAAUCCCACGCGCACCCGGCGCAUCGAUUUUGGCCUGGCCCAUUGGUCAAUCAUUGCGACGGCUGUCAAGCAGUUCGAGCGCCCGAACCUUUCGGACCACGGGUGCGUCUUCUACGAAACGCGGUGCCUGAGCCGUGCCGACAGCUUCUCCAUGCCUAAGUUUCGUGAGCUCCCUGCCACGGCCACUGAAGACAUCCUGUCUAACUUUGGUAGGGUCUGGGAUGCCGCACACUUUGAGAGUUCUAUUGCAGGUGGGGCUCUUGAUGAAGCCUGGGCCUUCUUGUCAGACGUGGCCGAGCGCACGCUGGGUGCCACUUCGCUCUUCGAUGCCUCCGGUGCCCGCAGGAGCGACCACUGGCUCCCUUGUGCCCGCCACGAGUCUCACCAUCGUGUCGGCCCCCAGGGUCAUGAGUCCCAGUCCCUCCGUUCAUCUCGCAAGUUGCUUGGGCAAUUGCACCAACUGCGGCAACAGCCCCACUGUCAGAAGCUGUGGCGUGCGGUGGGCCGCCGGCCUGGGCUCCUGCGUGCCACUUUCCCCGACCUUCCCGUGAUACAUGCUGCCAACCUUGCAGGUGCCACCCAGGUGAUCUCUCAUUUGCAUGCCGAGCUUCAGCAGCAGGAGACGGAGGCCAGAGUGCACAGGUGGCGUCGCCGUGUUGAGGAGGAUCCUUCUCGUGCCCUCGCCUGGGUCAAGCGCAAAGCUGACCAUAAGUUGGCCAUGGAGCAAUCUCCUCAGGCCCCUGCUGGUGUCCCUUCCUCUGUUCACCCUGCCUCUAUUGUCGAGGAGCAUGGUAAAGUGUGGCUGCAGCACUGGAAGCCGGAGUCCCCUGUCAACUUCGAUGCCGUGCAGCGCAUCCUUGACCGUGUCCCGGGCGGGCCGCAAUCGGACAUUGUGCUCCAGGUCGAGGCUGAGGCUCUGAUGCGGGCCACCAAGGCAAUGCGGGGGAAAGCGAUGGGCCCUGACCGAUGGUCAGCGGAGCUUCUGCUCCGCCUCCCAGUGCAGUGGUGGGAAGCGGCGGCCACUCUGUGGAAUGCGGUGCUCUCCACGAAGUACGUUCCUCGACUCUGGCGCCGGGCACUGAUUGCCCUGGUGCCGAAGCGCCUGGAUGAAUACCGACCGAUCGCCUUGUGCCCUGUCAUCUGGCGAGCUGGUGCCCACUGCAUCUCUCGCAAUGUGCUGCCGUGGAUGGACACAUGGCUGGGCCACCACACUUUGGGCGGUGCACCAUGUCGAGGCCCGGGCGACGCUCAUGCCCGGCUCUUUCAUGCGUGGCAGAGCGGCGGCAAAGUCUUUUGCCAGCAGGACCUCACGCGGUUCUUCGACUCUCUUGAUGUCAAGGCGGUGGGUAUGGUGCUCCGGCACCUUGGUGCUCCUGUUAACCUCGCUGAGCUCUUAGCCUCCUUCUACCAGGAUGCCUCGAGGCUCUUUCUGCACGAGGGCCGGUCCAGCAGGGCUUCUGACUCCUUCGACCAAGCCUUCGGUUUCCAGUGCCGUGCCAGCAAGUGUGCUGUGGUGUGUCCACCCGAUGUCGGGACUUUCGAUCAGUGGGCCAGUGCCAGGAGCUACCCACGCGUGACUACUUUAAAGGUGCUGGGCAUCACCCUCGACAUGCAGGAGGGUGCCCUGGGGCUCCUUACGUUUAGCCCGCGCUUGCUCCUGCAUCGCCUUCGCUUCCUCAAGCUCCUGGGAGGGGAGGUGCCCCAGCUCCGUCGCAUCGUGCUGCAGCUGGUCCACUCGGCCAUGUUUUGGGCUGGUGGUGUCGCCUGCCCGGCUCGGCCCCCGGCAUGGCUCGACACGGCUGGGCUUGAUGUUGCUUGUGGUGACUGGCGUCGCUUCCUCCCUGGUGCGGCGGCGGUUGUGCAGAGGUUAGGCUGGCAGGUCCAUGGCAACGGUCUCGCACCUCCUUCCACCCGUGCUGGUGAACGGCUCUUUGCAGCCGAAAUCCCUGAGUACCCUGCAGCUCCUGCAGCUUCGGACUUUGAAAACACCCUUCAGAGCAUUGUGGCGCAUCUUCGCAACUUCGCUACUGUGGGCGAGCGUCUGCUCAUCGCGACCGAUGGCAGUGCUAAGUUUGACGUCGGCGGCUGCGCCGUGAUCUUCGGAAGCGGCGAUGGCACCUUCGUCUUCGGUGACGCCUGUGAAGACCAGUCGGCUUUCCGAUGUGAGCUCCUCACCUUGACGACCCUCUUCGAGGCGAUCUCUCGUGCGCAGUUGGCUCCAGGCUGUCAGGUUGGCAUCCUAGUGGAUUGCAGCUCUGCUCUUCAGGCUGUGGCUCAACCUGGGGCGUGCUCCAUGCCUCUCCUGGCUCACAAGGCUGCGAGGCUACUGCGUGAUGUGCGUGCCGGUGGCUUGGACCUGAAGCUUUCGUGGACUCCUGCACAUGGUCGGCGGCCCAACUGGACUGCUCCCUGGGGCCUAACGGCCGCCCGCUGCAGGGACCUCAACGAACGGGCCGAUGCGGCUGCCAACAGCAUUCGCGAGCACCGGGCUCGUGGAUCGGGCAGGGUGAGCUGGCAUGCAGAGCUUCAUCGUGCAGCGCUUUGGGAGCGGGGGGCCAUCUUGGCUUCUGCUGGUGCCUCCAAUGUCUUGGCGCAGCACCUUCGUGCGGGGAUGAUGGAUUUGGCGGCCAUGGAGGCCGCGACGUCGAGUACUCAGCUGAUCCUACCUGUCAGCUACAGAAAGUUCAGGGGAGUUGCGCCGCGCAACUAUGUUCUCAAAGCUAUGCUUGAGGGUGAGCAUGCUUCUAUCGAAGACUUCCUGGAAAGGCUCAAUGAGGAUGCCAGUGCAGUUGUGGGAUCGGCUGUGCUAGUGGAUGAGCUCUUUCGUGUACGUGAAGCCCUCGUUCUUCUCUGGACCGAGCAGCUGACAAAGCGGUGUGAUGGCGACCCACCUUGGGUGGAGCGCCUCCAGGCGAUGGGACAUUUCCCAAGCACUACCCUGUGGUUUGCUGACGGGGAUUUUGGCCUUGCUCCGGCGGAGGCCUAUCGCGAUGCAAAUGUCCAGCAGCAGCGGGGCAGCCGGGAGCAAGUGGCAGCAGGGCUGCCGCCUUCUGGUGGGAGACCUGGUGCUGGUGCGGACGCUGAGAUGGUGACGCAGCCGGCUGCUGGCGAGAUUGAGGAGAAUGCGGAGCUGGCUGGGCCUUCCGAAGUGGAGGCGACCAACCAUGGCGACGCUGCUCUUCCUUUGCAGCCGGACAAAGAGCCACCUAGCCCGGCCUCUCCCUGCCUCCUUGGUAACAUGUUUUCUAAGACCGGCCCGUUCGGGGCCCCCUCCGAGAGUGUGGACUUCCUCGGGGGCCCCCUGGGCGCCACGGCCCAAGGUGGCAGUGUGAUCGAGCAGAGCUGUGGCACGGAUUUUCUUGGCGGCCCCAUCUGGACGGUGCCCCAAGCGCAUGCAUAUCCUAGUGCCAGUGUGGAUCAUGUGCAGCCUGAGCAGCAAUCCCUUCAGCCCACCGACGCCUACUUUGAACGUGCCCUGCGCCAGGCUUCUAGCCUGGGUUUGGUCGUCAAUGGGGGGCGACUGGCGUGGCGAAGUGCCAUGGCAGCUGGAGAAGCAACGGUGCGCAUCUGGCACAUCGAUGGUGUGCCCCACGAGUGGGAUGUGGAUGCCGUCGGCCAGCUCUUGGCCACACGCUUCACUGAGUACACCAUCCUGUCGCAUCGGCGCACUCGCCUCGGGUCCUGCUUUCGCUUCCGCGGGCAACCUGCAACCGCAGACACGGACCUGGUGCCGUUCGUCGUCGAGCAUCAGGAGAAGCCCUUGUCCUUGUGGGCAACGCUGGCACCUUUCCGUGUCGUCUCCAAGAAGCAGAAGCCUCUCGCCUCGAAGGCCGUCCCGGUCGUUGCUCUCGAGCAGCCUGUCGCUGCCACCAUCGUCAAACCUCCCACGGGGGAGCUCGCUACGGGCGAGGACGGCAAGGAAGUGCCCCAGCAGAAACGUGUCAAGCAGGAGGUGCGCACCAAGCCAGGUGACCUCCAGCUCAAGGCAUGCCCUCGUGACGGAGCCUGCGUGCUGCACGCACUAAGCCUCGGCCUUCAAUGGCUUGGUGACUCUCGGCCCAAUCACCCGCGCAUGCUCCGUGCGCAAAUGGUCGAACACAUGCGCCGGCACGCCACCCAGUACGAGAAGGAAUGGGACGGCAAAGGGCCGGACAGUGAGCCGGUCAAGGACCGGGACUUCCCGGCCUACCUCACUCUUAUGGAGAAGGAGGGGGCAUACUGCUCGGAUGUCGAGCUGAGGGCCCUGGGCCGUGUGCUGGACAUCAAAAUCGUCGUGCUGCCGGCGGGCCUCAACUUUGCUCCUUACGCCUUCCAUAGCAAAGCUGCCAAGAUGCUGGUGUUGUGGUACGAGGAUAACCACGUUGAUCUCAUGCUCCCGCCUGAGGGUCACAAGAAGUAUCCCAGUGAGUAUGCCCAGAUCACAGCUGGACCCGUCUUUGGGCUGCGUGCAGGUGGCCGCGGGCCCCCAUCGGUCUUCACUGCCUCCUCUGCUGCCUGUGUUCGAUCCCAGCCAUCCUCUCCGUGGACCUCGGUCAUGGAAGGCGAAGGGGCAAAAUCCCAGGCUCGCCCGGCAUCCGUCUGGACCACCUCGAUGCCGGCGAGCGCCUCGGCGAGCGCUGCGGGGCGGCCCUCGAUUGGAGCCCAGCCCUCUUUGCAAGGUAGGCGGCCCAGGUCACAGGUGUCACAGGCAAGGUCUUCAGGCAGCCGGGUGUCGUCGCAGGCAAAGGUGCAGGCCCUUUCCCGACCGUGCCCACCCAGUGCCAGGUGCAAGGCAAAGGCAUUGCAUGGUCCCCAGACCAGGCCCAGGGGCGAGCCACAGGCGAGGUCAUCACAGGCCACGGCCCAGGCAAGGCCCUCAGGCACCAAGCGCAAGGCGGUUGAGCUGUGCACUUCGUCCGUCUUCACCUGCACCUCUGCUGGCACUAUCGAGGCCUUCGAUGAAUCCGAGGUUGAGCGAGCUCGUGUGCCCCCGAAGCGCUGCCCUUGGCUGGCCCAUGCCACGGCACCGGCUGACCUCACUUUUCGGUGCAACUUGUGCCCUUACAAGCGCAAGGCCACGAGCAACCACCAGUACUACCACAUCCGCCACAACCACUACCAGCGUGCCCAUGAGGGGCAGGGCCUGCAGCCGGACAUCGGGCGACCCAAGCUCACGCGGGUCUGCGGCCCAAGGGCUCAGUUCAUCUGGUGUUGCCCUUUCUGCAACAAGGGCAUCACGCAUGAGACUCGGAAGGACCUUUCUCGAUUCUCCUACUAUGCCCUGCGCAACCAGCAUCGUGCACAGGCCCACCCCGAGGUCACCAAGGCUGAGUGGCAGCGUCUUGCGGCACUCCCGCAAACCGGGCCCAAGGAUCGCCAGGUGCAUGCCAAAGGGUGCCGCCAGCGCAACCUCACCAAGGCCGUGUUUGCUCAAGUCAGGACCCCUCGCUUUGGGGACCAGAUGCAGCUCUUUGUGUGGCCUCGAGCCAGGUGUGAGAAACGCAGCACCCGGGUCAAGCAUGUCCUCCUUGAGCAUGGUUGGAAGUGCCUCCGGUGCGGUGAGUGCACCAGGGACCUGGCUGCCGCCAAGCAGCAUAGCGAGGGUGCUCCGUGCUGCCGCGGCUGCCAAGCUUGCCAUCUCCAUGCGAAUCCCCUCCUCGCCGUGUUCGUCAAGCUUUUGAGCAUCAAUGCGAACCGCACGGCCAUCUCCAAAGUGGACCUGUGUGCCGACUUCCUCCAGUCGUGUGGGGCUGAGCUCUUGUCUCUCCAGGAGGCUGACAUCAACCCUUUGUCGGCCCAGGGUUUUGGUGAGCGCUGGCGUGCCCAUGGGUAUCGGGCUGUUCUCAGCGACAUCGAUGCUGCCAAGGGUGUGCAUAGGGUAGCCUUAGUCGCCUCCCUCCCCGUGCAUCGGGUGAACCUUAAGCUCCCUCCUCAUGUGGCUGCGCGCUGUGCUGCAGGUGCUUUUGAGAUGCAGGCUGCUGGCAGCAAGUGCAUCACCCUUGUGGUGGCCUUCUACGGUUUCCCUGGUCAGCCAGCUGCCACAGCCCAGGCCUUAGGUGAGGUUAGGCGUGCAGCUGCGACCUUCGGCGGCCCAUACAUCCUGCUCGGCGAUUUCAAUGUUGACCAGUCUGACCAAGCUGUAGUGCAGCUGUUGUGCGAUGGCGAGCUCCGGUCUCUGGAUGAGGCGGACUGGACCCAAGCCGGCCCAACAAAUCCCACGCGCACCCGGCGCAUUGAUUUUGGCCUGGCCCAUUGGUCAAUCAUUGCGACGGCUGUCAAGCAGUUCGAACGCCCGCACCUUUCGGACCACGGGUGUGUCUUCUACGAGACGCGGUGCCUGAGCCGUGCCGACAGCUUCUCCAUGCCUAAGUUUCGUGAGCUCCCUGCCACGGCCACUGAAGACAUCCUGUCUAACUUUGGUAGGGUCUGGGAUGCUGCACACUUUGAGAGUUCUAUUGCAGGCGGGGCUCUUGAUGAAGCCUGGGCUUUCUUGUCAGACGUGGCCGAGCGCACGCUGGGUGCCACUUCGCUCUUCGAUGCCUCUGGUGCCCGCAGGAGCGACCACUGGCUCCCUUGUGCCCGCCACGAGUCCCACCAUCGUGUCGGCCCCCAGGGUCAUGAGUCCCAGUCCCUCCGUUCAUCUCGCAAGUUGCUUGGGCAAUUGCACCAACUGCGGCAACAGCCCCACUGUCAGAAGCUGUGGCGUGCGGUGGGCCGCCGGGCUGGGCUCCUUCGUGCCACUUUCCCCGACCUCCCUGUGAUACAUGCUGCCAACCUUGCAGGUGCCACCCAGGUGAUCUCUCAUUUGCAUGCUGAGCUUCAGCAGCAGGAGACGGAGGCCAGAGUGCACAGGUGGCGCUGCCGUGUUGAGGAGGACCCUUCUCGUGCCCUCGCCUGGGUCAAGCGCAAAGCUGACCAUCAGUUGGCCAUGGAGCAAUCUCCUCAGGCCCAUGCUGGUGUCCCUUCCUCUGUUCACCCUGCCUCUAUUGUCGAGGAACAUGGUAAAGUGUGGCUGCAGCACUGGAAGCCGGAGUCCCCUGUCAACUUCGAUGCCGUGCAACGCAUCCUUGACCGUGUCCCGGGCGGGCCGCAAUCGGACAUUGUGCUCCAGGUCGAAGCUGAGGCUCUGAUGCGGGCCACCAAGGCAAUGCGGGGGAAAGCGAUGGGCCCCGACCGAUGGUCAGCGGAGCUUCUGCUCCGCCUCCCAGUGCCGUGGUGGGAAGCGGCGGCCACUCUGUGGAAUGCGGUGCUCUCCACGAAGUACGUUCCUCGACUCUGGCGCCGGGCACUGAUUGCCCUGGUGCCGAAGCGCCUGGAUGAAUACCGACCGAUCGCCUUGUGCCCUGUCAUCUGGCGAGCGGGUGCCCACUGCAUCUCUCGCAAUGUGCUGCCGUGGAUGGACACAUGGCUGGGCCACCACACCUUGGGCGGUGCACCAUGUAGAGGCCCGGGCGACGCGCAUGCCCGGCUUUUUCAUGCGUGGCAGAGCGGCGGCAAAGUCUUUUGCCAGCAGGACCUCACGCGGUUCUUCGACUCUCUUGAUGUCCAGGCGGUGGGUAUGGUGCUCCGGCACCUUGGUGCUCCUGCUGGCCUCGCUGAGCCCUUAACCUCCUUCUACCAGGAUGCCUCGAGGCUCUUUCUGCACGAGGGCCGGUCCAGCAGUGCAUGGGGCAGCCCGGCGCGGGGCCUGGCGCAGGGAUGCCCACUCUCCCCAAUGGCCGCGGUCGCGGUCGGCCAUAUCUGGGCCAUGUGGGUCCAGUCCUUUGCCAAGGGACGCACCGACUGCCUCAUCUUCAUUGACGACCGGGUGCUGUGGCCUUCCUGCUCGUGUGCGGACCCUCUUGGGGCCAUGGAUGUGGCAUUGAGGGCUUCUGACUCCUUUGACCAAGCCUUCGGCUUCCAGUGCCGUGCCAGCAAGUGUGCUGUGGUGUGUCCACCCGAUGUCGGGACUUUCGAUCAGUGGGCCAGUGCCAGGAGCUACCCACGCGUGACUACUUUGAAGGUGCUGGGCAUCACCCUCGACAUGCAGGAGGGUGCCCUGGGGCUUCUUAAGUUUAGUCCACGCUUGCUCCUGCAUCGCCUUCGCUUCCUCAAGCUCCUGGGAGGGGAGGUGCCCCAGCUCCGUCGCAUUGUGCUGCAACUGGUCCACUCGGCCAUGUUUUGGGCUGGUGGUGUCGCCUGCCCGGACCGCGACUGCUUGCGCGACGUCUGGCACUCCACUUGUGCGGUCCUGCAAAAGCACGCCACCUUCGAGUCCCCUAAAGUCUUGCUGUGUGCCUCCUUUGGCUGGAGUUUGGACCCUGAAUGGGCGGCGGACUGGGCAUCCCUGCGGGCUGCCUGGCGUUUCAAGGCUCGGCCCCCGGCCUGGCUCGACACGGCUGGGCUUGAUGUUGCUUGUGGUGACUGGCGUCGCUUCCUCCCUGGUGCGGCGGCGGUUGUGCAAAGGUUAGGCUGGCAGGUCCAAGGCAAUGGCGCCAUCCUGGCACGGCUCGACGAUUCGGGCACCCUCCGUCAGUGCCACCUUGGCUGGGAAUCCUUUGAUGUGGUCAAGCGCUGGCUUGUGGACCACUACAAGUGGCAGGGCGUGCAUUCGUGUGGGCGGAUCCGCAAUCGUGGCCACCGCGAUGAUGCAACGUUGGCCCGUGGUCUCAGCCUGGGGGCCCCGCUUCGCAGUGCUCGGUUUGCGCUUGAAGGUCACCGCCUUGCAGUCGCGGCUGAGCCUACACGUGAAGUUCGCCUUGCAGCACUGGGCUCGGGCGGCUCCAUCUGGUACCACUGCAAACGGCUGGAGAUGAGCUCACCCGACACCACGGCGUGUGUUUGUGGCCUCUUGCAGCCCAGCCGGGCGCAUCUCACCUGGUGUUGCACCUCAACGACGGGAUUGCGGCAAGGUCUCGCACCUCCUUCCACCCGUGCUGGUGAACGGCUCUUUGCGGCCGAAAUCACUGAGUACCCUGCAGCUCCUGCAGCAUCGGACGUUGAAAACAUCCUUCAGAGCAUUGUGGCGCAUCUUCGCAACUUCGCUACUGUGGGCGAGCGUCUGCUCAUCGCGACCGAUGGCAGUGCUAAGUUUGAUGUCGGCGGCUGUGCCGUGAUCUUCGGAAGCGGCGACGGCACCUUCGUCUUCGGUGAUGCUUGUGAGGACCAGUCGGCCUUCCGAUGUGAGCUCCUCACCUUGACGACCCUCUUCGAAGCGAUCUCUCGUGCACAGUUGGCCCCAGGCUGUCAGGUUGGCAUCCUGGUGGAUUGCAACUCUGCUCUUCAGGCGGUGGCUCACCCUGAGGCGUGCUCCAUGCCUUUACUGGCUCACAAGGCUGCGAGGCUACUCCGUGAUGUGCGUGCCGGUGGCUUGGACCUGAAGCUUUCGUGGACUCCUGCACAUGGUCGGCGGCCCAACUGGACUGCUCCCUGGGGCCUCACGGCUGAUCGCUGCAGGGACCUCAACGACCGGGCCGAUGCGGCGGCCAACAGCAUUCGCGAGCACCGGGCUCGUGGAUCGGGCAGGGUGAGCUGGCAUGCAGAGCUUCAUCGUGCAGCGCUUUGGGAGCGGGGGGCCAUCCUGGCUUCUGCUGGUGCCUCCAAUGUCUUGGCACAGCACCUUCGUGCGAGGCGGCCGGCCCGUCUCAUUCACGAUGAUCCGUGA
Molecule: messenger RNA, 14532 nt
Organism: Symbiodinium sp. CCMP2592
Lineage: Eukaryota; Dinophyceae; Suessiales; Symbiodiniaceae
Source: the annotation of a GenBank genome assembly